ACAAAACAAACGGAAGGAAUGGAAGACAUCGGAAAAAAUCGUGGGAAUAUCACAGCGUCGAUGAUGCCGAGGGGAUGGCCCACUUCUUUCUUCCUUUCUCUUGUCGAAUUAUAGAUUUAUAAGGCGAUUUAUUUUGAACACGUAAUGACCUCUUUAUGUACGCUGGAGAUGAACAUACACACUGGUUUAAAAUUUUAAAUGGGGCCGGCUGGUUCCGCAUAUGCGCUUGAGUGCAUCGUUCGUGUAUACUCGCUCGUUGUCAUACACAUGAAUGAGACGCCAAAGAAAAGGAAAAGCAGUGUGCGAAAAUAAAACAACAACCUACAAUAAUGACCAGCUAGCUAACUCUCUCCCUCCCCUUCCCUCUGCUUUGGUUCUGUCACUCGAUUCUUUCAUCAUCCGUUUCUCCCACUAAGUAGGCGAUGAGUUUGUGAUAAUGGUGGUUGUUUUCUGAAUUUGUAAGAGUUUGGAGAGAGAAAGGGAAUUAAAAACAAAAUGUUCAGGUUGCAUAGGAACAAGGCGGCUAAAUCAGGGGAGAGGGUUGAUUUCAAAUUCUCAAACUUUCAGGCUACUCAGGUGCCAAAAGGGUGGGACAAACUUUUUGUGUCUAUUGUCUCCGUCGAAACAGGUAAAUCAAUUGCAAAGUCGAGCAAAGCAUCAGCACGGAAUGGAAAUUGUCAAUGGACAGAAACCCUGUCAGAAUCAAUUUGGAUUUCCCAAGAGGAUAACUCGAAGGAUCUGGAGGAGUUUCUCUUCAAGUUUGUUGUUGCCAUGGGAUCAGCUAGAACUGGGAUCCUUGGAGAGGCUACCAUCAAUAUGGCAAGCUACAUGAGUUCAAGUGCCUCUGUUUCAGUUUCAUUGCCUUUGAAGAAGUGCAAUCAUGGGACAAUUUUACAAGUAAAAAUUCAUUGCUUAACACCAAGGAUAAAACAAAGGGAUGAGGAAUCCAAAGACACAAAUUCCCAUGAAGAGGAUCCAAAGGUGGAUAAUCAUGAUACAGAUAUAAAGUUGGAUGGGUCUGAUAAUGCUGCAAAGAAUGGAGGAUCAUCCUCUAGUAAAGACUUGGAACCUACCUCACAUCCUGGAGAACUUGGGAGUAGGGAAACAAGUUUCUCGACAUCAGGUUCCAAUCACAGCUUUGACUCUGCUGGGGGAUUUGUAGUAAGGGGAAGUUUCUCCUCUGCAAACAACAUGAAUGGUGAUGGGAACAAACCCACUGGAAGAGAUGACUCAACCAGCUCCCAAACUAGUGCAUCUCACGACAAAUAUACCUUUGAAGAUCCUCCUCAAUCAAUUCAUUCAUUAUUUAAUUCAAGGGUAAUGGGUUCAGGAAAUCUUUCUCAGAAUCCUCCGCCAGACAUAGCUCUAAGUGCUUCAAAUGUUAUUGCCUCAUCAUCCUUGACAAAUGGUGGUUCUUCUAAAAACCUUCUGGAAGCUGCAGAAGAUACAAUAGAAGAGCUUCGUGCAGAAGCAAAAAUGUGGGAAAGAAAUUCGCAGAAGCUAAUGCUUGAUUUGGAAAUCCUGAGGAAGGAGUUCUCUGAUCAGUCAAAAAACCAGGCAACUUUGGAUAUGGAGCUUUCAGCAGCAUACUCAGAACGUGAUGCCUUGAAGAAAGAAAUUGAUCAACUGAAAAUAUUGUUAGAGGAAUCAAAGAUGAAACAAGCCAUGGGGGAGUCCACAUUUCAAGAUGAAGGAGCAACCCAUAUUCAAAAGGAACUAGAGGAUGAGAUAAAAUUUCAGAAAGAAUCCAAUGCAAAUCUUGCUCUGCAGUUGAGGAGAAGUCAAGAGUCAAACAUUGAGCUUGUUUCUGUCCUUCAGGAACUGGAAUUGACGAUAGAAAAGCAGAAAAUUGAGCUAGAGGAUCUUGCAGCUUUACGGUUGAAACUCAAUGAUGCAGAUAGCUCCAUCCAUGAGAGUUUAGCAGAAAACAAGGAUGUAGCACUCCAGCUGCAACAAUUGCAGGAUUCGGAGAAAAAUUUACAAGUUAAGGUGGGAUUUCUGGAACAAGCCUUGGAAGACAAAAACCAUGAGUUAGAGAAUGAACGGAGUUUGAGUAAUCAGGCUAUUUUGGAUGUUGAGACAGGAUACAAAUCCAAAUUAUCUGCUAAAGAAGAAGAAAUCGUCGACUUGGAAGCAAGAUUAUCUGAGUCUAUCAAAGGAACAAAUUCAGAGCAAAUGGUUGCCAAUAAUGGAGGUGAUGAAAGUCUGAUCAAAGAAAUUGAAGCCUUGAAAGUAAAGUUGGAGGAGCUAGAGAGAGAUUGCAAUGAGCUCACAGAUGAAAAUCUGGAACUCUUAUUCAAGCUUAAGGAAUCAAAAAGCAAAUCCAUGGGAGGAAGCGCAUCCUUUGAUUUUUCAUCCACUGAGGUUCCGGCUAAAUCCUAUUCCAGUUCUGAGUCAGAAGUGAGUGAACUUAAGCUCCAAAUAUGCCAUCUGGAACAAGAGCUGGAGAAGAAAGUGCAUGGGGAGGAUCAGCUUGCUGCCUUUGGAACAUCAACUAUUUUUUCUGAAGUAUUUAAACAGCUUCAGAUGGCUCUGUCUCAAAUAAAGAAACCAUGGUAUGGUGUAUCUUCUAAUGUGAAUGAAGAAUGUGGCUGCGAUAUUGAUAACUUAGUUGAUUUGAAGAGUGUAGAUGUGAUUGCUCAGAGAGACCAUGUGGAAUCUAUCUUGAACUGUUUAGUUGAACUGAACAGAUUAUUGGAAGCAAGGAUAAUUGAAUGUGAAGAAGUUCGCAAACAUGAUGAAGCUGAGAUCAGGGAUGGGAGCAGAACAAUUAUAGAGGCCCAAAAGAAGCUGGAAGACUACAUUGUAAAGGAAAAUAAUCUUUUUCGAUCGAUUCAUGAAAUUGAGAGUUCAAAGAUGGAACUGGAAGUUAAAGUUACAGAUCUGGAUAAGGAACUGACAGAAAGAAAGUCUGAGAUAAUAAAGCUUGAAGCUUGUCUGCUAUCAAAGGAAGAGGAAAUUGGUCUCCUUAGACAGUCCCAAAGGGAAUCAGAAAGUCAGGUUUCUGAGCUUCAAAAAGAAAAAACUCAGCUGGAGGAAAACAUUGAAAUUGUGGUGAGAGAAAGUAAUAUUACCUCCAAAUGCUUGGAUGAUUUGCGAAAUGAUUUAAUGGUGCUUAGCAGCAGUGUGGAUUCCCAUGUUUCUGCCAACAGGAUCCUUCGGAGGAAAAUGUCAGAGCUAGAGAAUGGAAAGCGUGAACUAGAGCUCCAUAUAUCCGAGUUAGAACUAGAGAAUGUUCAGUUAUCAGAACGCACAUCAGGCUUGGAAGCUCAACUAAGGUAUUUGACCGAUGAGAGAGCAUCCUGCCAGCUGGAACUAGAGAAUUCUAAAUCUGUAGCCUCGAGUUUCCAAGAUGAGAUCAGAAGACUGGCAAUUGAGAUGGAGACACAAAAGGUGGUUAUAGAACAAAAACUACAGGACAUGCAAACUAAAUGGUCAGAAGCUCAAGAAGAGUGUGACUACCUGAAAAGAGCAAACCCUAAAUUAAAGGCCACUGCUGAGAGGCUCAUUGAAGAGUGCAGCUCUCUUCAGAAGUCCAACGGAGAGUUGAGAAAGCAAAAACUGGAGUUGCAUGAGGGCUCUACUCUAUUGGAGGCCAAAUUGAGGGAAUCACAGAAAAGAUUUGCCAAUUGCUCCAAAAGAGUAGAAGUUUUAGAAGAAAAUCUUUCUUCAAUGCUUGAAGAUAUGGCUUCAAAAGAGAAAAUCUUCACUUCAGAAUUAGAUAUUCUACUUCAAGAAAACAGGAAACAGAAGGAGAAACUUAUUCUGGGGGAAAGCUUAUUCAAUCAGAGGUACUCGGAGAAGACAGCAGAAGUUGAGAAGCUUCAGAAAGAGGUAGAACACCUAAACAAUCAAAUUUCUGCAACCCAUGAUGAAAGAGAGAGAAUAACAUCCAAUUCUGUUUAUGAAGCAUCCAGCUUACAUGCAGAUAAAGCUAAACUUGAAUCUGAGCUUCAAGAAGUUCAGUCUAAAGUUAAAUUGAUUGAGAAUGAGCUCUAUAUUGUCCAACUGGAAUCUGAAGAAAAGGUACAAGGCUUGACGAGUGACCUUUCUAUUUCCAAACAAAAUCAUUCAAUGCUGAUGGCUGACCACAAAAAAAAUUUGAAGUUGCUGGAAAAUUAUAGAUCAAGUGAAGAGAAACUUAAGACCACUUUGAGUGAUCUUGAACUAAAGCUUACAGUUUCUGAAUAUGAGCGCCAACAACUCCUGGAAGAAACUGCUAGUUUGAAGGUUCAGUUGCAGAAAUUAGCACCUCUUCAGGAUGAAGUUUUGGCUCUAAAGGCUGAGUUUGAUGCAGCUAAAUUUGAAAGGGGAAAAAUGGAAGCUUCAUUGCAUUUAAUAUCUGCAGAUAACGAAGAACUCAAGGCAGAGAAGAUUUCAUUCAUUGAGAAGAUUUCUAGCUUGGAAACGUCCACAUCUGAAUUAGAGGACUGCAAACUAAAUCGAGUUGUAUUAGAAGAAAAGAUUUUGCGCAUGGAGGGUGAUUUAACUGCAAGAGAGGCAUUCUGUGCUCAGGAUGCUGAGCUGAAGAAUGAGCUCAGCCGGAUUAGGAGAGAAGUCAGGCAAUUUCAGCGAAAAGUAGAACAACUUGAGGAGGAGAAGAAUGAAUGCCUGAAGAGAGCCGAAGCCCUUGAAGAGGAACUGAAAUUGAUGAAGGAAGAGAAACAAGGUCGGAGCGAGUCCAGCAGUAAAAAAUUUACUGGUCUCUCCAAUGCCAAGGUGAAUCAUAUGACCUCAAAGAAUGAAACAGCAAAGAGCACCAAUCAACAUCGUGAUAAUAGAAGGAAGCAAUCCACGAAGACUGGUCAAGUACGAGAACUUUUGAAAGAUCAACAGAAUACCUACAGCACCCAACAUCAACAAGAGGGUGAUGAAAAGAAUGGCUUGCAAGAUAAAAAUUCUCAUGCUGUUGGAGUUGAUCCUGUUUCAAAGGUGCAGUUGCUCGAGAAUGAACUUGCUGAGGCAUUGGAGGCCAAUAAAAAGUAUAAAGUUCAGCUUAAAAGGUUGUCUGAUGGGCGAAAAGGUCCUGCAGAUUCUUCAAGGAAAUCAACAGCUGAUGGUGAAGUAGUACCAAAAGAAAGAUAUGAACGCACAAAAUCAUCCUUAGAGUCAGAGUUAAGAGACAUUCGUGAACGCUACUUCCACAUGAGCCUCAAAUAUGCAGAGGUUGAAGCUCAGCGUGAGGAACUUGUGAUGAAGCUCAAGGUCACCAAGAAUGGAAAGAGGUGGUUCUCAAAAAUCUGUGGCCCGAUUAGUGUUUCUGUUCUGCGCCGUUUUGGAUAUCGCAGUUUUGUUGUCUCUGGGUUCUGGAAAGGUAUGAAACGCGAGUUAGCUUUUGCAUUGGAGGUUCAUUCCCAAUGCGGUUUAAUCGGUCGGACUCGGUCGACGAAGGCUCAGACUCAGAAUGAAACUAUUAACUGCAAUGGGGUUGCUUGGAAUGAGAGUAAUAAGAAGCUGAAGACCUUGAAUGAUGAGUUGGAGGGGAAUGAUUCUAGUGAUCGGAUUCGCGAGACCAAGAAUCGAUGGGAUGGGGUCAUCCAGUAUUCGAGAAAUAAGAGACUGAAGCGUUUGGAAGAGUCCAAGAAUGAUGAGAGAAGAACCAUUGCGGAGGAGCCAAAAGAUGAUGAAAGCACUACCGAUGAGGAGCAGAAAACUGAUGAGAAUGACCCUGUUGUCGUGGAGAAACCUACGGGCGGCUAUUUGGUGGGGCCCAUUUGUGAAGAGGAGCCGAAGAGCCAAUCCCAGAAAGCUUCAAUCAAGGACGAAUCAAAUGAUGGUAGUCUGAAGUUGCAAACUGCAGGACUGAUCGAUGAGAGCAAGGAGAUAGAUAUUGCGAUGGAGGAGAAACUUCCAAAGCGGUUUACAAGAUCAGCAUUAAAAUCGAAGGAGGACACUGUGGAGAGUUUGGAAUCAGACUAUAAUUUUUGCAAUUCUGUUGCCAUAGGAGUUGACGAGAAGACAAAUGGUGCGGUAAGAUCAUUAACAAGUCCAAAGAAGUUAGGACUGAAAAUGUCAAAAAAGAUUGCCUUGAACAAGGUUCCCUUGACAAUAAGGGAUCUUCUCGAGACUGGCAUGCUGGAGGGAUACCCUGUAACUUACGAUGGUAGAAAGAAGGGCUAUAGGCUUCAGGGAACUAUCAAAGGCAAUGGGAUCUUGUGCUCAUGUUCUUUGUGCAAGGGAAGCAGAGUUGUUUUGCCUUCCCAAUUCGAGCUCCAUGCUUGCAAAUCAUACAGACAUGCAGCAAAGUACAUUUACCUUGACAAUGGUAAAAACCUUCAUGAUGUGUUGCAUGUAUGCAAGGAUGCUCCUUUGGAAACAUUGGAAGCAACUAUUCAAAGUGCCAUUGGUUCAUUUCCAGUAAAACGAUCUUUACCUGCAGAUGAAGCUGCAAAAAUGGAUCCACUAGGCAAUUCAUGCAUUAAGAGAAACAACUCACCAGCUACUUCAAUUCAUAGGACCAGUGAAAGAGCUAGGUUGUUGAAACCAAUUCCAGUUACAAAGUCCUCUGGAAGUGCAUUGUACAACUCCUCAGAAAAUAAGAGUCUGGGGAAGAUAACAAAAAAAGAUCAGAGGUUGCACAGAUUAGUUUUUGAGGAAGGCGGGUUACCUGAUGGAACUGAAGUUGCCUACUAUGCAGGCGGAAAGAAAUUGCUGGAUGGUUAUAAAAAAGGCUUUGGAAUAUUUUGUUGGUGCUGCCACUGUGAGGUCAGUGCCUCACAGUUUGAAGCUCAUGCAGGUUGGGCCUCACGUAAAAAACCCUAUUCAUACAUUUACACAUCAAAUGGAGUGUCACUACAUGAAUUGGCAAUUUCUCUAUCAAAAGGCCGUAAAUAUUCUGCUAGGGAUAAUGACGACCUCUGCAGUAUUUGUGGAGAUGGUGGCAAUCUUUUGCUUUGUGAUGGAUGCCCUAGGGCCUUUCACAGAGUAUGUGCAUCUCUACCAAGCAUUCCCCAAGAUGACUGGUACUGUCGAUAUUGCCAGAACAUGUUCCAACGAGAAAAGUUUGUGGAGCAUAACGCCAAUGCUGUAGCAGCUGGCAGGGUUUCAGGAGUGGAUCCCAUAGAACAAAUAACCAAGCGAUGCAUUCGUAUUGUUAACCCAGAAGCUGAAGUUAGUGCAUGCGUGUUAUGCAGAGGUUAUGACUUCAGUAAGUCAGGAUUUGGUCCACGCACGAUUAUACUGUGUGACCAGUGUGAAAAGGAGUUUCAUAUUGGCUGUUUGAGGGACCAUAAGAUGCAAGAUUUAAAGGAAUUACCCAGUGGGAAAUGGUUUUGUUGCUUGGAAUGCAUAAGGAUCCAUUCCGCUUUGCAGAAGCUGCAUGUUCGUGGAGAGGAGAAGCUUCCAGACUCUCUGCUGAAUGUUAUAAAGGAGAAGCAUGAGAGGAAAGGUUUAGAAAGCAUUGCUGAUUAUAAUGUAAGAUGGAGGCUCCUUAGUGGCAAACUUGCUUCUCCUGAAACUAGGGUGUUGCUCUCUGAGGCCGUUGCUAUCUUCCAUGAUCGCUUUGACCCAAUAAUAGAUUCAGUGACUGGACGUGACCUUAUUCCAGCCAUGGUUUAUGGAAGGAAUGUAAGGGGUCAGGAUUUCAGUGGAUUGUAUUGUGCAGUCAUAACAGUCAAUUCACAUGUUGUUUCGGCUGGAAUCCUUCGAGUGUUCGGACAGGAAGUGGCAGAGCUCCCUCUGGUUGCAACUAGUGUUGAUAACCAAGGCAGGGGCUACUUUCAGAUAUUGUUCUCCUGCAUUGAAAAACUUCUGGCCUUUUUAAAUGUGCGGAGCUUUGUGCUUCCGGCUGCUGAAGAAGCAGAGUGUAUAUGGACUAAGAAAUUUGGCUUUAAGAAGAUAACGCCAGACCAGCUUAGCGAGUACAGGAAAAGCUUCUAUCAGAUGAUAAGCUUUCAAGGGACAUGUAUGCUAGAAAAGGGGGUUCCUGAGUGGCGGAGGAUUAUCCAUCAAAAAUGAAAAUAUCAAAGUUGGUUAUGGUGUUAAUACAGAGCCUUAGUUAGACUUUAAAAAGAAGAGCCAUGGUUAUGGCAGCAGCAUAAUUUUUGAUGAAAGACGAGAAAUAAGAUUCAGCAAAGUAUUAUGAACUCCAUAAUGCUUUUCCUUGUUAGAGAGAUGUCAGACGAGAUGAUGGUCUUUAGUUUUUGGAAGAUCACAGGGAUUUUGGUUUUGUGAAGGAGCGAGGGCUUUUUUGAUUGUGAAUGAUUUUGGUCUUUUUGGAUUUUUGUAUAAAGUAUUAAAUAUUCAAUGUCAGCAAUUUGGGCCUUUAGCUA
This is a messenger RNA of Vitis vinifera (wine grape), 8270 nucleotides long. RefSeq lists its product as uncharacterized. The transcript has 27 exons. Lineage: Eukaryota; Viridiplantae; Streptophyta; Magnoliopsida; Vitales; Vitaceae. The record is from RefSeq and is a predicted model, not a curated record. Bases 496 to 7956 code for a protein of 2486 amino acids.